Chelonus insularis is the source of this 3845-nucleotide messenger RNA. RefSeq names its product eukaryotic translation initiation factor 2-alpha kinase-like. Gene Ontology annotation, cellular component: cytoplasm; nucleus. Gene Ontology annotation, molecular function: eukaryotic translation initiation factor 2alpha kinase activity; protein binding; ATP binding. Lineage: Eukaryota; Metazoa; Arthropoda; Insecta; Hymenoptera; Braconidae. Gene Ontology annotation, biological process: protein phosphorylation. The coding region runs from base 728 to 3598 and encodes 956 amino acids. The record is from RefSeq and is a predicted model, not a curated record. The transcript has 6 exons.
AUUAAAUUAAAAAACUUUUGAUGGUAAAAUAUUUUUCAAAUUGAUAUUGGUCGAUGCUAGACAACUUCAGAGAGAGCGGCACAUACGGCAAAUACACGGUGAACCGUGAGCGCCAACGACUAGAGCUGGCUCCUUUAACCAAUAGAAAACUUCAGUGAGCUGUAUCUAACGAGUUUUGGAGUGCUUUGUUUAAAACUCGAUGCUGUUAAUAGAAAUUCCGGUAAAAACGGAUAUAAUUCUGUGAAAAGUAAUUGGUUUUUAACAAUCAAUUAUGCCAUUAUCAUUGAGAAUGUCGAAAAAUAAUUGAAAUCAUGUUAGUAAUCCAGAGAUAAUGUAUCAAAAAACUGUUAAACUGAAGGCCAACUCACUCUAUGUGACGUCAACAAUUGAUGAAAAUAUAAUGAAGAAUAUGUAAAUAAUUUUGAUGACAUCUUGAUGUAUUGGGUUUGAAUUAUAAUUUAUUUUAAAAUAUAAAGUUCAUUUUAUUUUGUUUGAAAUACAGUAAAUUCUGUUUCAUAAUACCAAUUGGAGCAAGACAUAUCAAGCGGCCCACUUCAGUUACUUCACAAAUAAAUUAACACAAGUUGUUUGAUAUAAUCAACUUUAUUACUGAUGAUAUCUUCAUGACUACCAAUUAAAAAGUAUUUUUUGUGUAAAUCAGUGAUGUUAAUAUUAAUCUACAAAACAAUAAACAAAGCACAUUAUUUUUAUAGUUAAAUUUUCAAACAUGCUCCGAUGGCAAUGUAUGAAACAAAAUAUUUUCAAAAUAAUCUUGUGUAUUGUUACACUUUCAACAGUUGUAAGUGAAAAUACUGAUAAUUUGAGUGUUGGUGGUACAUCUGCAAAUGAAGAAUCAAUUAAUAGUCUUGUUUAUGUAAGUACAUUAGAUGGACGACUAUCUGCUUUGGAUUUAAAUAAUAGUGGAGAGAAAAAAUGGACAGUAGACUUUGACAAUAGCCCAUUACUUUCAUCUAAUAUCCAUAAAAAAGAACUUAAUAAUGAUGGACACUGGGUAAAAUUAAUUCCGUCCCUGAAUGGUGGAUUAUACAAAUUCGAUGGGGAAAGUUUAGAGCAAAUCCCCAUAACAACGGAACAAUUAUUAAGAUCGUCUUUUCGAUACUCUGAAAAUUUAGUUUUUUCUGGGGGAAAAGAGACUCGGUCUUAUGGAAUUUCAAGCUCUACAGGUGAAAUUUUAUAUCAAUGUGACAUCGAUGGUUGUACCAAUAAAACUGAAGGGGACACAUUUUUGGAGCAAAAAGAUGUUUUAGUAGUUCAACGAUUUCAACAAACUGUAAGAGCUCUAGAGGCCCGAACGGGUAUAGAAAAAUGGAAUUAUAGUGUUGGUCAACAUGAGUUGAUUUUAAUGCCUCAAGAAAAGAACCCAUGCAAAAAUUUUGAUGAAUUAAAUGACAUUGAAUUAAAAGUGAUUAUUCCUGAAGGUAUAAUCUGGGCAGUAAACAAAAAAGCACCUAACAAAAUACUCUGGAAAUAUAAAUUUGAUUCACCGAUUGUAUCAGUAUGGAGAGAAAACGGGAUCGAUUAUAAUAACGUUAAUUACAAUGUUAAUACAUUGAAAGAGUUGAAUCUUUUUGAUAACGCUCAAUCAGCUUGGAACAGUGAACAUUCAAAAAGUCCUGAAAUCUACAUUGGAAUGUUUGAUCGCCAAGUUUAUAUUCAAGAGAACUCAGAUUCGAAAGAAUCUUUAGAACUUCCUUCUCCAUACAAAACUAAAAUAUUUCCUUGGCAACCCUAUCCAGCUAAUAGUAAUGCAGUGUUAUCAAAAGAAUCUGAAACAAAUCUACUGGAAAAUAAUCAUGAUAAAGUUGAUUUUUUACAAAACAAUCCAGAAAUAACUGCUCUUUCAGUAUUAUAUAAUUCAGGAUAUAUUGACGGAAAUGGAUAUUACCUUUACAAAAAAGAGCAGUUAAAUAGUUGUAACAAUACUCAAGAUGAUACUUUAAAUAAUAAUGAAUCAAAAAUUCAUGUUCUCAAACAUAAUGAGAGUUUAGAAGACUCUUCUAUGCAAAUUAUUAUUGGAUCUGUUUGGAGUUGGUGGAAAGAAAUUUUAUCUAUAUUAAUUGCGACACUUAUGGUAAAUAUUUUUUUAACACAGCAUAUGCUCACAAGUAGAAAAGAAAUUAAGGACGGAUUUCCGGAACCAAUAAUCGUAGAAAAAUACAGUGAUCAGAAGGAAUCAGAUGACAAACAAAUUCUAAAUAUUGAUAAUUCUCAAGAUUUUAAAUCACAGUAUUUGUCAGAUUAUGAACCAAUUGAUUGUCUUGGAAAAGGUGGCUUUGGAGUGGUGUUUGAGGCUAAAAAGAAAAUAGAUGAUUGUCAUUAUGCUAUAAAACGAAUAGAAUUGCCAAACAAUAAGAAUUCUCGCGAACGUGUAAUGCGAGAAGUUAAAGCACUUGCUAAGUUAGAUCAUCAGAAUAUCGUUAGAUAUUUUCAUGCUUGGUUUGAAUGUCCUCCUGCUGGCUGGCAAAAAGAACAUGAUGACAGAUAUAUUAACAGACAAUUUUCCCCUGCGGAAUUAACAACAAAUAAUUAUACGACCACGAGAGCAAGUAACUCUGUUUGUAUUGACGUUCCUUCAAGUGAUCACUGUUCAAUAGAAAGUGCUGUAGAAGUUCAGGAAUUUAAGAUUAACCAAAAUAAACAAGACUCAUCAUCAUUCAUCGUUUUCGAAGCUUCUCAUUCGACAAAUUCAACUUCUACUGAAGAAACUGAUGAUAGUGAUUCACCAGAGUCAGAUAGCAGUUCUAAUAUUUCUGCCAGUAGUAAACAAAAAUAUAUGUAUGAUGAUGAUUCGGAAUCAAUAGUUUUCGAACAUAGUAAAAAAUCUCAUUCCACUAAAUCUACCGAUAAAAAAUUAAUUGAUAAAACAGAACAUAAAAAAUGUCCAAAAAUGUUUUUGUACAUACAAAUGCAAUUGUGUCGGCGAUUAAGUCUACGAGACUGGUUGAAACAGCAAUCGGAAAAUAGAAAUAGUGAAGAAAUUAUCAAUAUUUUCAAACAAAUAGUUGAUGCCGUUGAAUAUGUACAUUUGCAAGGAUUAAUUCACAGGGACUUAAAACCAUCAAACAUUUUAUUUGCAUACGACGAUAAAGUAAAAAUUGGAGAUUUUGGAUUAGUCACAGCUAUUGCUGAAGAUUCAUUGAAUAGCGAUGAAAACAAUGAUGAACAAAACUAUGAUAAGAAUAAAAAAAUUAAAAAACACACCGCUAAUGUGGGUACUCAUUUAUACAUGUCACCAGAGCAGAUAAAUGGAGUGAUUUAUGAUUAUAAAGUCGACAUUUAUUCAUUAGGAAUUAUUCUAUUUGAACUUCUAGUACCUUUUGUAACUGAAAUGGAAAGAGUGGAUGCAUUAAGAAAUAUCAAAAAGUCUGUUUUUCCAAAAGACUUUGAAACAAAAUAUUCAAAAGAGUACAAUUUAUUGACAAUGAUGCUAGAUGAAAAUCCAGAAAGAAGGCCCACGACAAUAGGAAUAAAAGCUAGGCCUCCGCUCUCGAAUUGCCAAAGUGAUGAUGAUAAAUGGCAUUUUGUAAUGCCACAAAUGAGUAGACAUUCCUCAACUACUACAAUAUUUAUUUAUUAAGACUAUUUUCGUAUAACAUAAUUACUUUAGUAUAAUUGACAUGAAUGAAUGUGAUAAAUAAAUGAUGGUUUUAAAAUAAUUGGGAAGAUCUUGAACAUGGAAAUAAUUAAACUUAAAAAAAACUUGUAAUGAAGAACCACGACGAUCUUUUAGAGAAAAAAUUGCUGUUUCAACCAUUUUUGAAGUUGGUGGAUGAGAUGGUUUAACUUUAGACUUAGAUUUUACAUCCAUCUUAUUAAAAGAAGAU